ACGCGACUCCAAUUGCCCAAGUCUCGACAACACUGCCGCCGCCGCACUUCGACACGAGAGCCGCGCGAAGGCGUCCCGAGGCGCAUAACCUCUUCCCAGGGCUUCGAGUUAUCGACGUCCACUUUCUACCGACGAUACCCGACCCAAAAGUACUCAACCGUCACCAUGUUCUUCCUCCACAAUCUCGAGCGGCGGGUAACCCUGCAUCCAUCUUAUUUCGGCAGGAACAUGCACGAACUUGUCACGACCAAGUUGGUCAAGGACGUGGAGGGGACUUGUGCCGGCGAUUACUACAUCAUCGCCAUCAUGGAUGCGUUCGACGUUAGUGAGGGGCGCAUCCUCCCUGGAAAUGGCCUGGCCGAGUUCACUGUGAAAUACCGUGCUGUGGUUUGGAGGCCGUUCAAGGGCGAAGUGGUGGAUGCCAUCGUCUUCUCGAUUAACCCUCACGGCUUCUUCUGCCAAGCUGGACCGCUCUCUAUCUUCGUUUCCUCUCACUUGAUGCCCGAAGAAAUCCACUUCGAUCCCAACGCGACGCCUCCUCAGUUUACCAACAACGCCGAUAUGGUCAUUGAGCCCGGUACACAUGUGCGCGUCAAGAUUGGUGGCUUGAGAACGGAGUUGGGUGAGAUGUAUGCCAUCGGCAGCAUCAACGGAGAUUUCCUCGGGUGUCUCCAAGCAUAAGGGACUUGCAAUGUGCAAGGAGGUUUUCUCAACAGAAAGGGUUUGGACUCCCUCAACUACUAAGAGGUGUUCGCUCAGCAGAGUCGUGGUCAACCCGCGGGUCAAAGUAUACCCUGGGUUUCUAUCGACAGUUCUGGUCGGCUGAUAAAGUCUUUUGCCCGAUCAAGAAGCAAGUCUUCU
Neurospora tetraspora is the source of this 861-nucleotide messenger RNA. Its product is annotated as RNA polymerase Rpb7. The transcript has 4 exons. Gene Ontology annotation, biological process: transcription initiation at RNA polymerase II promoter; positive regulation of nuclear-transcribed mRNA poly(A) tail shortening; positive regulation of translational initiation. Gene Ontology annotation, cellular component: P-body; RNA polymerase II, core complex. Gene Ontology annotation, molecular function: translation initiation factor binding; single-stranded DNA binding; single-stranded RNA binding. The record is from RefSeq and is a predicted model, not a curated record. Bases 166 to 681 code for a protein of 171 amino acids. Lineage: Eukaryota; Fungi; Ascomycota; Sordariomycetes; Sordariales; Sordariaceae.